Molecule: messenger RNA, 3204 nt
Organism: Thamnophis elegans (Western terrestrial garter snake)
Lineage: Eukaryota; Metazoa; Chordata; Lepidosauria; Squamata; Natricidae
Product: integrin alpha-D-like
Biological process (GO): cell adhesion mediated by integrin; cell-matrix adhesion; cell-cell adhesion
Cellular component (GO): integrin complex; external side of plasma membrane
Molecular function (GO): integrin binding
Source: RefSeq, a predicted model, not a curated record
GGUCUGUGGCCCUACAGUGCACCGGGCCUGUGGGGAAAAUAUGUAUGUAAAUGGCUACUGCUUUUUGUUGGACAAAAAUCUUCAAGAAAGGAACAUUUUCCAGAAUCAUUGCAAGAGUGCGCCCACCGUCCAACCGACAUUGCCUUCCUGAUUGAUGGCUCUUCCAGCAUCUGGGAAGAAGACUUUGAAAAGAUGAAGCAAUUUGUUUCUGAGCUCAUCAAGAAUCUCUCUGGCAAAGAUACAUUGUUUGCUCUCAUGCAGUUUUCAGGGGACUUCAGAGAACAUUUUAAUUUCAAAAGUCAAGACCGCUGCACACCUUAUAAUGGAAGUGAAGCAGCUGCAUGGAUAUACCAAACAGCCACAGGCAUCCGCAAAGUUGUGAGGGAACUAUUUAUUGCAGAAAAAGGAUCCCGGAAUGAGGCUAGAAAGAUCCUUAUUGUGAUAACCGAUGGAAGCAAGGUGAAUGAUGCUGCUGAGUAUUGGCAGGUGAUACCAGAAGCUGAACAAUCUGGGAUCAUCCGUUAUGCCAUUGGGGUUGGUGACGCGUUUUCAACAAUCGAAGUCCAGCAGGAACUGAAAGAAAUAGCUUCUGAGCCAGACGAUGAGCACGUUUUCAGAGUCAAUAAUUUUAAUGCUUUGAAAAGCAUCCAGGAUCAGUUACAGAACAAAAUCUUUGCAAUUGAAGGCACCCAGUUCCAGAGUAGCAGCUCCUUCCAGAUGGAAAUGUCCCAGGAAGGUUUGAGCGCCCUGCUGACCCCGCUAGGCCCUGUCGUUGGAGCUGUGGGAGCCUAUGAUUGGUCUGGAGGAUUACUUCUGUAUCAAACCAGCAACCGAGACCCAAAAUUUAUUAAUAUGUCCAGCACCUUCAAAGAUAUGAGUAAUUCCUAUCUUGCCUGUCCGGUUCCAUGGAGGAAUGGUCUGGUUGUGGGAGCUCCUCGCUAUAAUCACAUCGGCAAAGUCGUCUACUUUGAGAAUGAAGCCCUGAGUAGGGAAUGGCGGCUGAAGAUGGAGGCAGUCGGGGAACAGGUUGGUUCUUACUUUGGAGCAACUCUAUGCUCAGUGGACCUCAAUCAAGACACAAGCACAGAUUUAGUUCUGAUUGGAGCUCCCAUGUACUAUGAUGCCACUGCAGGAGGAAGGGUUCACAUCUGUCUUUUUAAGCAACACGCUUUGAAAGGAGAGCCAGGACAUCUGUUUGCGUUUGGGGCCAGCAUUGCAGAAGUGGGUGACAUCACUGGGGAUAAAUGGACAGAUGUAGCCAUUGGGGCUCCCUUGGAAGACGAGAACGCAGGAGCCGUGUACAUCUUUUCAGGGAACAGGGCAUCCAUCGAGCGGCAGUUAUGUUCAGGUGAGCUGACCCUCAGGCUUUGCUUGACCAAAGGGCCCUCUCUUCCUCUGGAACGCAUUGAGGGACUGAAGUUUUCUGGAAGGUUUUCUUAUUUCGGCCAAGCUAUCAGUGGAGGAAGAGAUCUUAGGGAUGGACUGAAGGAUAUCAUUGUGGGACAACAAGGAAGAGUUUUGUUGAUGAGGUCUCGUCCUGUUCUGCAAGUAAAGAUCUCCAUCAUCUUCCACCCACCUUCCAUCCCAACCUCAGUCCUCCAGUCACAGAGGCCAACAUCUCAGGAGAAAGUGACCAGCAUGGCAGAAGUGUGCUUUACCAUUUCGAAAGUCACUCAAGAUUUCCUAGAUGAAAUCCAUAGUGAGCUUUCCUACAACCUAACCCUGGAUUCUCACAGAAUAAAAGCACGAGCCUCCUUCACUUCUGAGUCUCCCACCCUGCAAGCAAACAUUUCACUUGGACUUGAGCAGAAGUGUCAGAAUCAUCAAAUUGAAGUAUCUAUUGGGGUUGAGGAUAUCGUGACCCCCGUCACUUUAAGGCUGAAUUAUAACCUCACAGGAAAGUCCAUCGCUAAAGUCCCAGAUCUACUGCCCAUCCUGAGCAAUGGUCAAAGCCAAACUAUACAGCCGAGCUCCCCUUUGAGAAGAACUGUGGGAAGGCUGGGCUAUGUGAAGACAUUUUGCAAACCGCGUUUAAUUUCUCAGGAGAAAGGCCUGCAAACUUUAGAUGUGGUGACUCUCGAGUUCACCGUAACAGCCUCCCUUCAGAAUCACGGGGAGGACUCCUACGGCAGCACUCUACACUUCUUCUACCCUGCAGGGCUGUCCUAUCGCAAAGUCACCUUGCUGCAACAGGCCAGCAGAAAUGUGGCGCGAGUCCAAUGCCGUUCAGCCCCUGCCCUGGAAGAAGAAGCCAGCCGCAAUGCCACCUGUAACAUCAACCACCCUAUUUUCUGGAGUGGGGCCGAGUUGAGGAGGACUGCAGAUGUACCCCUCUUACUCUCUCCAUCUUUGCAUGUUUCAGGCUGUUUGGUUGCCACUUUUGAUGUCUCCUCAGAUGCUAACCUAGGGGACACACUGAAGAUUGUGGCCAAAGCUGACAGUGACAAUGAGGGCAAGAGCACCAAGGACAUUAGUUAUGAAGCCACUUUGCCUGUCAGAUAUGCUGUAUCCCUCGUGAUCAACGUGGGCGAGGAAUCCACCAAGUAUACAAACUUCACCGUUGGCCAAGAAGACGCACGAAAGAGCAUUGAACACCGAUAUAAGGUGAAGAAUCUUCAUGAACGAAGCAUCCCUUUCACAGUGGCAUUUUGGAUCCCAGUAAAACUGAAAGGGAUCCCGCCUAAAGUGGCCACGUGUGUCUUGGAGAAAGAAACUUCAGGAUCUAAGGAUCUUCUGGCAGAUGAGGCACAGUUCCAGUUGGACUGUUCCAUUGCUUCUUGCAAAAUCAUCCACUGCACUGUUUUGUCACUGAAGAUACACAAAAGGCCACUGGAGUUCAGGAUCGAAGGAGACAUCAAUUUCAAGUGGACAUCGCAGAUCCAACAGAAGAAAAUUAUUUUGGUGAGCUCCGCACAGAUUUCUUAUAACAAGAGAAAAUACACACAGCCAGAGGGCUUUCCGGAAACUCAGGUGCAGACAGUGGUGGAGCGGAUCGAGAUCUACAACAGCCUCCCUGUUAUCAUCGGCAGCUCUUUUGGGGGCUUAAUCCUUCUAGCUCUGUCAACUGCAGCUUUGUAUAAGGUUGGGUUCUUCAAGCGUCAAUACAAGCAGAUGCUGGAGGAGGCCGAAGCUAAUAAUGACACCGUUGACCAACCCUCACAAGAUGUACAGUCGUCUCCUUCUAACAAUGACAAUGUUUCCUAA